Messenger RNA from Aspergillus calidoustus, 894 nucleotides. The record is from the annotation of a GenBank genome assembly. Lineage: Eukaryota; Fungi; Ascomycota; Eurotiomycetes; Eurotiales; Aspergillaceae.
AUGCGCUCCUUAGCAGAGGAUGCUCGGCAGUUCCACGGCCUUGGACCAACAGUGGAUUGCACACACGAACCCACACAGACAUUCCACCCGCCCCUCUUUCUGCUGGAGUGGUGGCGGGCAAUCAGAGCGUGGUUCCACACGAACCCCGAUCCGCCAUCCGACCCUUAUCAACCAGACAGAUGGGUGGACGCAGUAGCCGACACGCUAGCAUCGAUCAAGUCCGACAUCCUCGACGUGUUCGACUCGCCAGGGCCCGAUCGGGUCUUUACAACCUGGCCGGAUUUCGAAGCCGGGACCGGUUCGGUGUAUCGCGUUCGCUUCCGCCUUGCGUGCCGGCGCGCAGGACUCGACCAUCUCGAUGGCGAGAUCGCUUCCUAUCACGCGCUGGGAUAUGACGGGAUAGUGGUAGAUGAUGAUCAGGAUGAGGAUGGAGCGCCCGCCGGGCCCCGGGCAAUGCUAGUCAUCAGCUACAGCGCCGCAAGCCUCGGGGUAACCCUGAAUAUCCGAGAUGGGGGAACCGUAUGGCCGCGGAGACUUGUCGAGAGUCCGGAACUUGGUGCUGCCCGAAACAGCGAGGCAACCUACUGGCAGUCCGUCAAGCUUUUGCUAGAGGAGGUCAUCCAGGAUGAACCAGUCGAUCAUAUUCUGCUCCUUGGCCCGCGGGCCUAUGAUGCGGACCUGAUUCGGGCGGUCCGUAAUGUUGUGGAACACCAUGAGAACAUCAAUUCUUCUAUCCUGGAGCGGUAUCGCGGGGUAGAUUCGGACAUGCGCGAUGAGAACCUGCCGGUUUUUACGACGGCGAGGCAAGCUGCGGCGGUGGCUAGAGAUAUCAUAACGGCAAGAUCGUGUGUUGUCGACGAGAAAGCAACCAGUGAGGUCCAUUCGGAGCUUUAG